Messenger RNA from Symbiodinium necroappetens, 3085 nucleotides. NCBI's taxonomy places the organism in Eukaryota, Dinophyceae, Suessiales, Symbiodiniaceae. The record is from the annotation of a GenBank genome assembly.
AUGGAGGGAAAAAGCCGGCUUCAAGUGUCGAAGAGCCGAGUCUUCAAAAGCUCGAGCCACCUGGACCUCCAGACCAAGCGGGAUGAGGAAGAGAAGGUGAACAAGCCGAAGACGCCCAAGACACCAAAGACGCCAAAGACACCGGGUUCCAGAGAUGCCAUGCAGGCGACUCAGUUCGCGAAGCAGCGCAUCGCCGCCAUCAAGCGGUUCCUUCCCACGCCCGUGUCCGCGCAGAAAGCUCUCAAGGAGGCGCUGGAAGCCGAGGAGGCUGAUGUGGCGGGCGACGUCUCCCUGGCCGCCUCCCGGCCGCCGGCUCCGGAGCCGGACCCGGAGCGGCUCCGAGCCCUGGAGCAGAGCCUGCUCUUCGAAGGCUGCGGUUCCGAGUUCCUCGAGGUCCUUCUCCGAGAGUCGAAGCGGAAGUUCUUGGCCCCUGGUGAGGUCUUGAAACUCACGGACUGUGGUUCGUUGUACCUUGUGGAGACGGGGGCCGUUCGCUUCCAGGUGGGAGACGAGAAACAGAUCUCAGUUCAGGGGCGUGGCCAGUUCAUCAACGGGGCCGGCUUCCUGCGCCUACUUGCCGAGGGGAAGGUCUUCAAGCAGCGGCUGGGAGCUGGCGGCCUGGCCUUGCGGCCGAAGGCAGCUCGACAGCAAGGCUACGAUGUUCACGGCUACAGCGGAUUGCCGCCUGUCAUCUACGUGGAUUUUCGGGGCCCGCCACAGCAGCCGGAGGAGUAUAGUGGGCCAGAUGAUAUCACCAUGGCCUUCUUCAACACAUGCCCGUAUUCCUGCAGGAUGAGCUCUGACCCUCCAAUGGCACAGGGCUGGCUGAGCCUGACAGUCACCGGAGCAGCAGCCGGGGAACAUCCUGCGAAGGCUGGUGCGGCUCUGCCAGCAGGUGGAGCCACGGUGCUGGCGUUGCCGCCUUUGCAGAAGAUUCAAGACAUGCUCGAUCGUAAAUUGGGGGAGGCUGAAUUGUCGAUGAAGACGCUCGGGAACUUUGGCAUGAACUGCGAAGAGGUGACUUCCGUCUGGACGGAGAUGAUGAGCCGGUUCAUCCUGACCGUGUUCCCUGGCGCACCCUUCGAGGCCGUGUUCACCCUCGCCGAGGGCUCGAAACGGUGCUUCGUUCCGAAGGGCUCGAACGUGGUGGCGGAGGGUGAAACCGGAGAGGAUGCAGAUGCAUUGGUCAUCAUUGUGAAUGGAGUUGCCUCUGUGCUCAAGAAGGUUCAAGAGGUGGAUGGCACGGCAGAGCAGCAGACGGUGGGACGUCUUCGAGCCGGUGCCAUCAUCGGCGAUAUCAGUCUGAUUGGAGCCCUGGUUCCUCGGCCUGCGUCCGUCCGUGCCAAGACCGACGUGGAGGCCGUGGUAAUUCCGGGCCGUGUCAUUCUGAACGUGCUGGCAGUGUACCCUGCAUUGCUACAUCCUGCGACAGACCGUCUCGUGGAUGUGGCAGAGUGCAUCAAGGAGCGCCUCCUGACGAAGACGGAGGUCGCCAGCUCGCUGAACUUGUUCUUCGGCUGUGACCUGGGCUUCGUCAACGAUGUGGCCAGCAGCGGGGAGCGGCGCCUGCUCUUCGCUGGAGAGACAGUCGUGCAGCAGGGGGGCACUGCCGGGACCCUCUUCGUGCUGGAGCACGGCCGUGUGAGCAUCCAGAUCGCUGGGCUUGGUACCGUGAACGAAGUCCCGGCCGGAAACUGCUUCGGUGAGCGGACGCUGAUCGGCAUCGCCAAGGAGGCGAAUGCUACAGUCCGGGUGUUCACUCCCUUUGCGCUUGUCCUGGCGAUUGCCAGGCCGUCUCUGCACAAGGCCCUCAAGAAGCACCCUGUUGAGACGGAGCACUUUGAGAAGCUGAAGACCGCCCAACAGGGUGGCCGCAUCUCGGGCAGCAAGGUUCGCCAUGUAGAGCUCUUCCGGGCCUGCGGGACGGGUUUUCUGGAAGCCUUGAACGCCCGCGUGACGUCGGCGAUGUACCUGCACGGGCAGACGGUGGUCGUGGAGGGUUGCGUCGAGCAGGAUCCUUGCAUGUUUGUGCUCUCAGGCGGCAUCGUGGUUGCUGAGCGCAGCGGCUGCGCCAUCGCCCGCAUCUCGCCUGGGGCGACCUUUGGCGAGCUGGCGAUGUUGGGCCAGUCGCCUGAGCGUGCUGUGACUAUCCGAGCCGUAACGCUGUGCUUCGUGAUGAGCAUCCAAUCCUCGGUCUUUCAUCAGGCUCUGGAGCAGUUCCCGGAAGAGAAGGAGCGCUUCAGCACUGACAUGCUGGAGGGUCAGAAGGAGGGACCCCGCGUGGUCUGGCCUUGCCUUAGAGGAGAGUCUUCGAGACUGCUCUACCUGCUGGAUCUCUAUGCGGAGAAGUUCUCAUGCGAAGCCGGCGACAAGCGCCUUGGCCAAGCGCCUCUGAACGAGGCCGCAAUCCUGGUGCUCGACGGAGAAAUAUCGGUGCUGACGCAAGAAGGGGAGGAGCUUCAGGUUCUGACGGCUGGCUGCUGCUGGAACGAGCGCAUCCUGGCCGGAGCCAGAGCCAAGCAGACCGAGCGCUUGGUUCCCAUCACCUUCUGCGAGGUCCGGGUGGUGACCCGCGAGACCUGGGGCAAAGUGAUGGCCGAAUUCCCAAGCGACCUGGGCAAAGUGAGGGGCUCCAUCCUCCGCUACAUGGGCGAGCAGGCGGAAAAGCGCCUGGGCUAUCCGCCAGGGUCUCCGGCCCUUCUGCAGGAGAAGACGGCGUUCUUCUCGGCCGUCUCGCCAGAAUUUGCAAGGCUAGCCCGUGAGAUGGCCGAGACGAGGAUCGUGGAGCCUGGAUGCGACAUCGUGCCAGAGUCGCUGGUGAACGAGGUGGUGAGUCGCCACGUCGACGUGGAAACAGAGACCGAGACGCUGGAGAAGUUCCAGAUCAUCGAGGAGUCCAAGGAAGGUGACGAUGAUGAUGAUGAAGAGAACCAGGACGAUCUCGUGCAGGAGAUGUACGUUUUCCUGCAUGGUGUGGCCACUUACUUCAGUUCUUUGACCGGCGAGCGGAGCUGGAGACACGGCGAGGUUAUCGGCGAGGGCGCCUUCGCAGGAGCAACCAGGUCCUGGGAGAAAGCCAUUCAUU